Molecule: messenger RNA, 267 nt
Organism: Arctia plantaginis
Lineage: Eukaryota; Metazoa; Arthropoda; Insecta; Lepidoptera; Erebidae
Source: the annotation of a GenBank genome assembly
AUGCGGUUGGUGGUGGUGGCUGCUGGCUUCCAUCGCGUGAAGGUCUUGGGUCGGCACCACUUGCCGUCAAACUCACGUGACGCUCCUGUGGUGGUCAUGGCUCCUCACUCUUCGUUCUUCGACGCGAUGGCCAUCGUCUGCCUCGGCGCGCCCAGUGUGGUCGCUAAAGCAGACACUGCGCGGCUGCCGUUCAUUGGACGUAGGUCCUCGCAUAGGGUUGCCACCAAGUUUCAUUUAAUAAAGUUAAAAACAAUUCAACAAUAUUAA